AUGGAGACGAGGCUGCUAGGACGCGCAGUUGGACGAAACCAAGGCGACGGAUCGAUCGCUCGCCGGCCUCCCGGGCCGGACCGCCCCCCAGAAGCGAUGGAGGAACCGGGCCCCCUCAGUCCGGCCCCCGAGGAUCCCUCCAAAGCCUAUGCCGAGGUAGAGCCCACUCUGGGUGAUGCCCUGGCCGCCUCCGCGGGCCCUAUGCGGGGGGGCAAUUCCCCGUCGGCGUCCGAGUCCUCGGACGGGCCCAUCCCACUCCGGGGCCGGAGCCCGAGCACCUCGGGGACCGUGGGGCAGGGCGGCCCCGAGACCCCCGCCCGGCCCAGCCCGACCCUCGGGUCUCUCCGUCGGCCAGGGGAGACAAGGCCUCAGCCUCGCCCCUCGACCCCCUGUCCCGGCCCUCCCUGGACAGCCCGGAACGGCUUUCAGGCCCGGGGGCGUCUAGUCCCGCCGCGGGACUCCAGGGUCGGGGGGCUCAGCCCGCCCGAACCGGCCCCGUGGGGGUGGCAGGGAUCCGAGCUGGAGCCCAGCGGCCCAGCCCUGGCCGCCCACAACGCCAAGGCCUAUCUGCUGAAGAGCGGUACCCCGUCCGGCCUGAACCUGUAUGAUCAUCUCUGUAAAAUCCUGACAAAGAUUUUGGAUGAACGUCCAGAAAACGCUGUUGACAUCAUUGAAAAUAUCAGCCGAGAUGUAAAGAGGGCUCAUUUCCACAAGAAAAUGGACACUCUCCAAAAUGAGAAUGAGGUGCUUUUAGCUUAUGAAAUGGCAGAGACACAAAAGGCCCUUUUCUCCCAGGCCAAUUUGGAAGGCGAUCAAGAGCUGGAAGAUGAAAUUGCAGAAAGUCCUCUCCCAAACAUAAUGGAAGCGGCCUUCUACUUUGAACAAGCAGGAGUUGGUCUGAGUACCGACGAGACUUACCGCAUAUUUCUUGCCCUCAAACAACUCACCGACGCCCGACCGAUCCAAACCUGCCGGUUCUGGGGCAAGAUCUUGGGCCUGGAGAGGAAUUACAUUGUGGCUGAAGUGGAAUUCCGGGAAGGGGAAGAGGAAGAGGAAACAGACGAGGAGGGCAUGAUGGUCCAGGCAGAAGGAGAGGCCAGAGAAGAGUUAGAGGAAAAUGCGGAACAGCAAGAUGACCAUUUGCCAAAGCCCGCCUACAAGCCUCCCCAGCCGAUUCCCAAAGAAGAAAACAGAACUGGUGCCAACAAAUAUACCUAUUUUGUUUGCAACGAGCCAGGAAAACCCUGGAUAAAGUUACCGCCCGUGAUACCGGCCCAAAUCGUGGUGGCGAGAAAAAUCAAGAAAUAUUUCACUGGACGGUUGGAUGCGCCCAUCAGGAGCUACCCUCCUUUUCCAGGGAACGAGAAACAUUACCUGAGGGCACAAAUUGCCCGGAUUUCGGCGGGAACCCACGUCAGCCCCCUGGGCUUCUACCAGUUUGGGGAAGAAGAAGCAGAAGAGGAAGAAGAGGAAGGAGGUAGACGAGAUUCCUAUGAGGCGAAUCCUGAUUUCGAAGGCUUUCCAGCGGUUGAGCUGGUGGACUCCCUCUCCAACUGGGUGCAUCACGUACAACACAUUCUCCCCCAGGGACGCUGUGUUUGGUUUCACCCCUCCCAGAAGAUGGAAGAAGAGGAGGAGGAGGAAGAAGAAGAGGAAGAAAGUGAAAAGGAGGAAAAAAGGGAAGAGCCAGAAGACAUAGAGCAAGAAGUGGGGCCUCCACUACUGACUCCACUCUCUGAGGAUUCAGAGAUCGAAGACAUCCCUCCGUGGACAGCCCGCUUAGCGGCCAGCGUGAUCCCUCAGUAUGCCUUGGCUGUGCUGCGGUCCAACCUGUGGCCCGGAGCCUAUGCUUUUUCCAUUGGCAAGAAGUUUGAGAAUCUCUAUCUGGGCUGGGGCCACAAGUACAGCCCGGGGAACUACACGCCCCCACUUCCGCCCCCGGUUCUGCAGGAGUACCCGAGCGGGCCUGAGAUCACUGAGAGCAGCGAUCCCACUGCAGAAGAAGAGCAAGCUAUCCGAGAGGCCCGAGAAACAGCCUUGGUUGCGGCAGAGGAAAGGGAAGAUGUGGAGGAAGAAGACGAGGAUGAAGAAGAUGAUGAUUACGAAUAGUCGAAGAGUACAAGGCUGCUUGUACUCUUUUAGACUGUGAGCCCACUGUUGGGUAGGGACUGUCUCUAUAUGUUGCC
Messenger RNA from Tachyglossus aculeatus (Australian echidna), 2186 nucleotides. RefSeq names its product radial spoke head component 4A (gene RSPH4A). The record is from RefSeq and is a predicted model, not a curated record. Bases 1 to 2109 code for a protein of 702 amino acids. Gene Ontology annotation, biological process: cilium assembly; cilium movement involved in cell motility; axoneme assembly. Gene Ontology annotation, cellular component: axoneme; radial spoke. The transcript has 6 exons. NCBI's taxonomy places the organism in Eukaryota, Metazoa, Chordata, Mammalia, Monotremata, Tachyglossidae.